Messenger RNA from Vitrella brassicaformis, 4592 nucleotides. Lineage: Eukaryota; Vitrellaceae. The record is from the annotation of a GenBank genome assembly.
GGCAGAUUGGACGGCUGAUCUUCCUCCUGACGGGAUAUGUGUUAGAAGCCGCCCGCGAUGGACCAGACGUUCGACUUCGGGAAAUACAGGUACAGCAGGUGCAUGACGACCGCCUUGUACGAUUCUCCCUCGCCUUGUGCCGCCUGGCUUGCAGGAACCAGAAGUUCAGCGCCGUCCUCAAGAAGAACCCUGGUGCGUGCCAAUGGCUGCACAACAGCCAGUGGAUCUCCCCUUCUCCACCCCCUGGCUGUGUGUGUAUGCUGUGGUGUGUGGGUGUCAGGCUAUGCCGACUGGGCCCUGGGAGUCCACGACCCAUCGCCCCCUCUGCAGGACUUCAUUCAGUACGUCAAGGCGGUGCAGGGCAUCCGUAGUGAUAGCGACGACGGGGAGAGUGGGGACGAGCCCGACAGCACGGCGGCCGACGGGCGGCAGAAGCUGCGAUUCACUCUGACGCUCAUGCUCAUGGACCCAAGGCACUUCGCUGUACGUCAGGGGAGAGAGAGAAUUCCGGGCAUAACGCACACGCAUGGCAUGGCCGGCUGGGUGUGGUGUUGUGUGUUGUGUGUCAGGUGGUAGAAGAGAUGACUGAGGAGGGUGUGCCCGUAGCGCCCCCGGCGGUAGUCCAAACUUUCCUGCAGGUGCGCACGGACGGACGGAUUGACAACACACACUCCACAACACACCUACCGCAAAUGGCCAAUCUGUCUGUCUGUUGGUCGCGCGUGUCUGUCUGUCAGUCGUUAAAGCCGCCCGAUAUGAAGGACGGCCACUGUCUGUUCCCCGUCGAGUGCCACAAAGAGAUUCACGCGGCCAUCACCAAGGCGCCAGUAGGUGCCUGGACUGAGCAACCGUGUUUGUGUGUGUGUGGGCAAGAUCUGACUGACCAUUACGCCUUUCUUUCUCUCCCUCUGUGUGUGUGGUGUGACGUGUCAGGGGUUCUCGCGUAAGUUGAAGCCGCUGCCGGCCUUCGUGACCGACACUCUCAGCAAGACGCGCAAGAGCAAGAAACAGGCAUGUGUCCAUCCAGACACAGACACAGGCACACUGAUGCCCCCAUACACACCACACCGACACAUCACAUCCACCUGUGUGUAUGUCAUGUGGUCCUCAUAUGUCAGCCCAUAGCGCCGGCGGCCAUCAAUGGUUUCCUCAACAACCUCUUAGAGCCACUGCGCAGCCACAUACGGCCAUAUCAAGUAGGUAGGGGGUUGUGAUUGGGCGACGCGACGCGCCAGACAGCCAAGGAUGUAGGAUAGUGUCAUGUUGGUCCUUCUUUCCUCUGUCUUGUGUCAGCGUGAUGGCGUACGUUUCGCUCUCCAGCACGGCGGGCGCGUGAUCUUCGGAGAUGAGCUGGUUACCAACACACACACACAUCCAUUGGUGCAUUCGUGUGUUUGUAUGUGUGUCUGUGUGUGUGUGCGUGUGUGUGAGUAGGGUCUGGGCAAGACACUGCAGGCGCUGGUGACGGCCGCGUACUUCCACACAGAGUGGCCCGUGCUCGUCGUGUGCCCCACUGCCAUGUGUGUAUGCUCACCUUCACCACCACAGCCAUCCAUCCAUCCCUGGUGAGUGUGCAGCAUGUUCCAGUGGCGCGACGAGGCCGUGCGCUGGCUGCCCCACCUGGUCAAAGCAAACGAGGUGACUCCCCCCCACACUCACAGAGGCCCUUGUGAUGUCCAUGUGUAUGUGGUUGAUUGGUUGUGUCGAUUGCUUCUUUAGGUGUGCGUCGUCGACGGUGCCAGCCAGGAGCGGCCGGACCGCCACGCCAAGAUCGUCGUCACGUCCUACUCGCUCAUCGGGGUGACCAAGAACGCCUUCCUCACCCGAACAGCCGACUGCAAGCCAUACAAGGUGAGGUGCGUUAGUUAGUGUGUCGAUGCGAUGCAGACCGCCUUGAUAGAUGGAUGGAUGGAUGGCUGGAUGGUGGAUGUGUGGGUGCAGGUAGUGAUAGCUGACGAGUCGCACUUCAUCAGAAAGAGCGACCGUGGGGCGGCUCACAAGCGCAUACAAGUGGUAUAAACAAGCGGACACAGCACAGCACGCCAAACCGCUACUCCGGCAUCCUCCCUCCGUGUGUGUGUGUGUGUGUGUUCAUGUCUGUGUGGGUGCAGCUGAAGCCGAUUCUGAAGAAGGCCGCCCGCUGCAUUCUGCUGUCGGGCGCCCCGGCGCUCAGCAGCCCUGACAAGCUGUUCGCACAGAUCGACGCCGUCCUCUUCCCCACCACACCCUCAAACAUGGAGCAAAAGGUCACUGUGACCCAUUCAGCACACCACCCACACACACACACACAUCCAUCUGUGUGUGUGUGUGUGUGCAGGUGGACAACUGGGACGAGUGGAAGUUUCGGUCUCGGUACUGCAUGAUGGAGAGGCUCGGGCACCGUCGGCCGGAUGAGAAUGGCAACUGGCGGCAGGAGGAGUUCUGCGAGGGCGCCAAACACACACACGAACUGCGCGCAUGGCUCGCUGACCGGGUGGGUCGGUGGGUGGGUGAGUGCGGGCGUCCACAGGCCGUGUGUGUUGUGUUGCAUGUCGGCACUCUCUCUCUGUGUUGUGUGUGUGACUGUCCACAGGUCAUGGUUCGCCGACUCAAGAAGGAUGUGCAGACCGACCUGCCGCCCAAAAUCAAAACCGACAUCACCAUUCCAGUAAGACAUUGCACAGACCACCACCCACCACCUCCUCCCAGACGCACAAUGGACGCCGCAAUCGACCGGCCUGCCGCGCAGGCCGAUAGCCGCGUGGUGAGUGAGGUGCAGCAGCUGCUGGCGGCCAAGGAUUGGAAGCGCAUGGCGGAGAGCUCGGGCAGCUCUGCCAGGACCCCAGCAUCAUCGAGGGGUACGCCAAGACGGCAGAGGCCAAGAUGGUCGCCGCGGGCCGGUACGUGGAGUAUCUGCUCGAGGCAAGCACUGAGGAGAAGGUAGACGACUCGCGGACACACGCACACACACACACACACGCACAGAGAGAGAGAGAGAGAGAUGUCUGUGUGGCGUUGUGUGUUUAUCAGUUGAUAGUGUUUGCGCAUCACGGCUCGAUGAUGGACUCCCUCGAGGACACGUUGGAGUUCACACUCUCGCCGGUAAGUGGGCGGUGCCUGUCAUACGCGCAGACGUGGAUGUGCGUGUUGCUCGCGCCAUAUCUCGAUGGGUGGAUGGGAUGCCAUCGGUGGAUGUGAUGUGCACACAGGCGGGCUUCAUUCGGAUCGACGGCUCAGAGCCGAUGGCCGAGCGUCAGGGCCUCGUCAAACGAUUCCAGGAGGACGACCAAUGCAGAGUGAGUGACUUACCGAACACACACACGCCGAGGUCGUGUGUAUCCGUGUGUGUGUGUGUGUGCCUGUGUGGUGCAGGUGGCGCUGUUGUCCAUCACGGCGACCGGCCAGGGCCUGAACCUGACCGCUGCGGGGACGAUAGUGUUUGCAGAGCUGUACUGGGUAUCCACCCAUCCAUCCAUCCGUCGACAUGCACAUGAUACUAGGAUCCACACAUCCAUCCCACAUAUCCGUCUGGCUGUGUGUGUUGGGGAUGCAUGUGAUGUGUUUAGGUGCCGGGUGUGAUGCAGCAGGCGGAGGAUAGAGCGCAUCACACCGGCGCCCCACACAAGUCCGUCAACGUCCACUACCUCAUCGCAGAGGUCAGUGCAGUGCACCACACACGCCAGCAACGCACCUCUCCCUCUUGCACCCACCGCAUGUUUGUGUGUCUCGGGCUGGCUGCGCAUCGAUCGCUCAGGGCACGGUGGACGGCCUCAUCAAGCGCAUACUCGACCGCAAAGUGCUCGACGGACGCGUACGCACACAACACACAUCACAUCCCACACAGAGACACCGGAAAAACGCGCCCCCGCAUUCAUUCAUUCAUGCGACCUUCCAUCCUCCCCUCCUUCUCGCUGUGUGUGUGUCAGUCCAUCCCCCCCCCUCAGAAAGACCUGCCCACCACAGCCACAGCGACAGCCGCAGCCACCCACACGAGGGCACCCCGGCGCACGGACGGCAUGACCCUCCGCGGCGGCAAGAGGGUGCGAUUCCAGCUCUACCUCGACGUCGGCGCAGGCUUGUCGGCAUCGGCAUCUGCAUCUGCCGCCGAUGAUUUCGAUCCGGCCACGGCGAUGGCCAUGGCGGUGGAGAGGGAGAGGGAGGGGGAAGAUGCAGAGGCGACGCAGCAGGCGACCAAGCGACCCCGGCACAAACGAUAGAAAUAUAGCUCAUCACGAUUUUCCGACUGACUGACUGAUAGAUGGAUGGAUGGGUGAGGGCAUGGCGUAGUCGGGGGCGGGGAGAGGGUCUGUCUGUCACGGCCAACUGGCCUUGCCGGCCAGCGGUGGUUAUGGUGGGAGCGGCUGGGGGGGCAGCUCGGUGCCCAUGGAUGGAUGGAUGGUAGCUACAUGACAUGACAUGAAUGUGGGUAGCAUUCACUGCAUUGCAGCGACACGUGUAUUUGACACAUCUUUGUUGUAGGGUGGGGGGGCUCGUGUGUGCAUACAGAACGAAUGAGCAUUUAUCCAUCGUCGUAUCUAAGAGCGGUUGUGUUGCGGGGGAGGUGAUAUGAACUAUUUUCGCUGGGAGUGUUAUGGCAACGAGAAGAGUAUUGC